Molecule: messenger RNA, 711 nt
Organism: Drosophila willistoni
Lineage: Eukaryota; Metazoa; Arthropoda; Insecta; Diptera; Drosophilidae
Product: angiopoietin-related protein 3
Exons: 3
Coding region: 52-711 (219 amino acids)
Source: RefSeq, a predicted model, not a curated record
UCAGUCAACAUUGGACAGUCGAAUCGAAAGGUUUCAUAAAGUGGUCUUACGAUGAACAUUUUAUUUCGAAUUGUUCUUUUAUUUUUGCUGGCUAACCAUUGCCAGCAAACUCCUGUUGAGGAAACCACAGAAGACUUCGAUGAGGAAUUCAUAGAGACAACAACCCAGGCGCACAUCGUGGAGAAAACUAAAGAUGAAAUAAUUGUCGAUCUGCAAAAUAAAUUGAAUAAUAUGAGGCGACAUGUUGCGGCCUUCAAAUCAAAGUCUCAAGCAGAUACCGCAAAAGUUUUGAGUCUAAGCGAUCUAAUUGUGGCCUAUGAGUCACAAAUUGAUUCGAAUACUGCCAUAAUUGAGAAACAGGAGGAGCAUAUCAAAAAGUUAAAUUCUUCUGAAAACUCUUAUCGAAGUAUUUUCAUGCAGAAGGAAUUGGAAAUAACUGACUUGCAAAUCAAGACCAAGACUGAUGCCUCAAAUAUAAAGGAUUACCUAAAACAGAUUUCCAACUACAGAGAUCAACUGAAAUUCUCUCAAGCCUCAAGUUGUGUGCCCUUUGGCAAUUUCACAGGAAUUGCAUUGUUGCAUUUGCCAGGUGGAGAACCCUUCUAUGCGCCCUGCGAGUCACGCCUACAACAAGGACUCGGCUGGACAGUUAUUCAACGUCGAUUGGAUGGCAGUGUUAACUUCUACCGUGAUUGGAAUGACUAUCGAUGA